Propithecus coquereli (Coquerel's sifaka) is the source of this 2464-nucleotide messenger RNA. It is a transcript of the gene ZNF583, whose product is annotated as zinc finger protein 583. Gene Ontology annotation, biological process: negative regulation of transcription by RNA polymerase II. The record is from RefSeq and is a predicted model, not a curated record. NCBI's taxonomy places the organism in Eukaryota, Metazoa, Chordata, Mammalia, Primates, Indriidae. The transcript is spliced from 4 exons. Gene Ontology annotation, molecular function: DNA-binding transcription repressor activity, RNA polymerase II-specific. The coding region runs from base 91 to 1800 and encodes 569 amino acids.
CAGCUUUACUUUCUCAGGAUACUACUCUUAGAAAGGAACCUGAAGGAGGAGGACAGAAAAACUGUCAUAAAUUCUUAAAGUCUUAAAGCCAUGUCCAAGAAUUUGGUGACAUUUGGGGAUGUGGCCGUAAAUUUCUCUCAAGAGGAGUGGGAAUGGCUCAACCCUGCUCAGAGGAAUUUGUACAGGAAGGUGAUGUUGGAGAACUAUCGGAGCCUGGUUUCACUGGGAGUUUCUGUUUCUAAGCCAGAUGUGAUCUCUUUAUUGGAGCAAGGACAAGAACCCUGGAUGGUGAAGAAGGAGGGAACAAAAGGCACAAGCCCUGGUUGGGAGUAUGUGUUUAAAAACAGUGAACUCUCAUCAAAGCAAGAUAUUUAUGAAGAGUCACCCAAAGCAAUGACAAUGGGAAGAAGCCAUCUUACUUAUAACCUUGACUGCCCUAGUAUGAGAGAAGACUGUGAAAGUGAAGACUGGUUUAAGAACCAGUUGGGAAGUCAGGAGGUUCAUUCUAGUCAAUUCAUCAUCACGCAUAAAAAAAUCAUGCCAGAAGAUCAAAGUAAUGAAUAUAAUAAAUCUUGGCAAAUAUUCGAUCCAGAAGCAAUACUUGAUAUACAACAGAGUUUUCCCACCAAAGAAAAAGUACACAGGCGUGAUCCACAAAAGAGAAGUUACCGAAAAAAAUCUGUUGAAACGAAACAUAAGAAAGUCUAUGUGGAAAAGAAACUUUUGAAAUGUAAUGAAUGUGAGAAAGUCUUCAAUCAGAGCUCAUCCCUUACUCUUCAUCAGAGAAUUCAUACUGGAGAGAAACCGUAUGCAUGUGUUGAAUGUGGGAAAACCUUCAGCCAGAGUGCAAACCUAGCUCAACAUAAGAGAAUACAUACUGGGGAGAAACCCUAUGAAUGUAAAGAAUGUAGGAAAGCCUUCAGCCAGAAUGCACAUCUUGCUCAACAUCAGAGAGUUCAUACUGGAGAGAAACCUUAUCAAUGUAAAGAAUGUAAAAAAGCCUUCAGCCAGAUUGCACACUUGACUCAACAUCAGAGAGUUCAUACUGGAGAGAGACCUUUUGAAUGUAUUGAAUGUGGGAAAGCCUUUAGUAAUGGUUCAUUUCUUGCUCAGCAUCAGAGAAUUCAUACAGGAGAGAAACCUUACGUAUGUAAUGUAUGUGAGAAAGCCUUUAGCCAUCGUGGAUAUCUAAUUGUACAUCAGAGAAUUCAUACUGGAGAGAGACCUUAUGAAUGUAAGGAAUGUAGGAAAGCCUUUAGCCAGUAUGCACAUCUUGCUCAACAUCAGAGAGUUCAUACUGGAGAAAAACCUUAUGAAUGUAAAGUAUGUAGGAAAGCCUUCAGCCAGAUUGCAUACCUUGAUCAACAUCAGAGGGUUCAUACUGGAGAGAAACCAUAUGAAUGUAUUGAAUGUGGGAAGGCCUUUAGCAAUAGUUCUUCACUUGCACAACAUCAGAGAAGUCAUACUGGAGAAAAACCCUAUAUGUGUAAGGAAUGUAGGAAAACAUUUAGCCAGAAUGCAGGCCUUGCUCAACACCAGAGAAUUCAUACUGGAGAGAAACCUUAUGAAUGUAAUAUUUGUGGGAAAGCCUUUAGCUAUAGUGGAUCUCUUACUCUACAUCAGAGAAUUCAUACUGGGGAGAGACCAUAUGAAUGUAAGGAUUGCAGGAAAUCUUUCAGGCAGCGUGCACACCUUGCUCAUCAUGAGAGAAUUCAUACUAUGGAGUCAUUCUUGACUCUUUCCUCUCCCUCACCCUCCACAUCCAAUCAGUUGCCAAGACCUGUAGGUUUUAUCUCCUAAAUAUGUUUAGAAUGUGAUCCCUUCAAUCUAUUUCCAUUUCAUCCUUGUCCAAUGCAUAUUGAUAUAUUUUACAUGGAAUAUGGAAAUAGCUUUCUAAUUGGUCUCCCUGUAUUUACCAUCACCACUGUUAGUUGUCCACAUAACAGCCAAACUUGUAUUUAAAAACUUGAUCAUAUCAUUUAUCCUUCAUUAAAAUUCCUCAGUGAUAUCCCAUAGCUCUUAAGUUAAAGCACACAUUCCUCAAAAUAGCCUAUAAGACCCUUUACCUCCCAAUACCUCCUUGUUCCAGACUACCUUCCAAAGCCCUCUCAUGUCACUAUCCAUCUCAUUAUCUGCAUACUUACCCAGAAUUAAGAACUCGUAUUCCAGCAUCAAAUAAAUCUGGGUUAGAGUUCUUGCUCUUCCAUGUUCUAGCCCUCUUAAUUUGAGGGGAGUAUUUUGUCCUUGGCAAGCUUCAGUCCUAUUUAUAUUAUGGAAAUAAUAAUGGUACUACCUCAAAAGUUAAUGGAAGAAUUAAAUAAUGCAUGUAAAUUGCUCAGCAGAGUGCCUAGCAUAAAGUAAUAACUAAAACAUGUAUGUAAAAUAAAAAGAUACCAUGGUAUAAAAUGCAGAGCUAAUCGUCUCAGCUGUGAUCCAUUUGAGAAAUGGAAAGAAUCAGCAGCUC